UACGAGCACGACCACGGUACCUCUACUCUUUCGCGUCAAUUGCUUGUUCUCAGCAGAGCUAAGGCCGACGGCGACUUGCGAUUUCUCAUAGUUAACAAAUUUUCAUCCAUUUCAAUCCUACAAUGGCCAUCUCAAAACCCGAAUUAGCCUGCGUCUACGCCUCACUGAUCUUGGCCGACGAUGACAUCGAUAUCACGGGAGAAAAAAUCCAAACAAUUCUAAAGGCUGCCAAUGUUGAAGUUGAACCAUAUUGGCCUGGUUUGUUCGCCAAGGCUUUAGAAAAUGCCAAUGUUAAGGAUUUAAUCACCAACAUUGGAUCAGCAGUAGGAGCUGUUCCAGCUGGAGGUGCCGCAGCUGCUGCUCCAGCAGCUGAAGCCAAGGAAGAAAAGAAAGAAGAGAAGAAGGAAGAAGAGAGUGAAGAGGAAGACGAUGAUAUGGGCUUUGGUUUAUUUGAAUAAAAAUCUACUUCAUCGACUGACUGUUUCCUCAUACAAACAUGGCAACAUUAACUUUAUUUGUUGUAUCUUGUAACUUGUACAACUAAUCAAAUUAAUAAAUGUUGUUAUAUUUUAUUA
Messenger RNA from Aphis gossypii (cotton aphid), 575 nucleotides. RefSeq names its product 60S acidic ribosomal protein P1 (gene RpLP1). Gene Ontology annotation, biological process: translational elongation; cytoplasmic translation. Gene Ontology annotation, cellular component: cytosolic large ribosomal subunit; ribosome. The transcript is spliced from 4 exons. The record is from RefSeq and is a predicted model, not a curated record. NCBI's taxonomy places the organism in Eukaryota, Metazoa, Arthropoda, Insecta, Hemiptera, Aphididae. Bases 123 to 458 code for a protein of 111 amino acids. Gene Ontology annotation, molecular function: protein kinase activator activity; structural constituent of ribosome; ribonucleoprotein complex binding.